CACAGUUGACUUUAAAUAUUGCACUUUGAAACCAUCGUCUUAACGCAUUACAAUUUGGACUUCGCUGUGGUACUUAGCUUAUUAUAAUAAAUUUGAAAGAUGUCUUUUGUAACAAAAGGUGUUUUUAUUGUUGCUGCAAAGCGUACUCCAUUUGGCACAAUGGGUGGUGUAUUCACUAAUAAAAGUGCAACUGAUUUAGCAAUUGUUGCCACAACUUCUGCUUUGCAGUCUGCAGGAUUGAAGCCUGAAAAAGUAGAUAAUAUUAUUUUUGGUCAUGUUUUAGCUUUGUCAGCAUCUGAUGGAGGCUUCCUAGCCCGUCAUGUUGCAUUAAAGUCUGGAAUUCCAAUAGAAAAACCAGCCUGUUCAAUAAAUAGAUUAUGUGGCUCAGGAUUUCAAUCAAUAGUUAGUGGUGCACAGAGUAUUAUGACUGGAGAAUCUAAAAUAGUUUUAGCAGGAGGUGCAGAAAAUAUGAGUCAAUCUCCUUUUGUUGUAAGAAAUAUCCGUUUUGGUACAACUUUAGGACAAAAAUAUGAAUUUGAGGAUUCUUUAUGGCAAGGAUUACUAGAUACUUAUUGCAAUUUACCUAUGGGUAUGACAGCAGAAAAGCUUGGAUCUCAGUAUGGUAUAAAAAGGCAAGAGGUAGAUGAAUUUGCUUUAAGGAGUCAACAACUAUGGAAGGCUGGUAAUGAUGCUGGUCAUUUCAAAGAAGAACUAGCACCUGUAACAGUGACUGUAAAAAGACAAGAGGUAGUUGUUAAUACAGAUGAACAUCCUCGUCCUCAAACAACUGCACAGAGUUUAGCUAAAUUACCUCCUGUUUUUAAAAAAGAUGGUUUGGUUACAGCAGGAUCUGCAUCUGGUAUUUGUGAUGGUGCAGGAGCUGUUAUUUUAGCUAGCGAAGAAGCAGUUAAAACUGAAGGUCUUAAACCAUUGGCACGUUUAGUAGGUUGCUGUGCUGUGGGUGUAGAUCCCAGUAUUAUGGGAAUUGGUCCAGCUCCAGCUAUCAAACAGCUUCUUAAAGUUACAAAUAAAACAAUGAACGAUAUCGAACUUGUUGAAAUUAAUGAAGCAUUUGGAGCUCAAACAUUAGCAUGUGCUAAGGAGUUAGAUUUGAAUAUCAAUAAGUUAAACGUAAAUGGUGGAGCUAUUGCUGUUGGACAUCCAUUAGCCGCAUCUGGUAGUAGAAUUACUGCGCAUUUGGUACAUGAAUUGAGAAGACGUAAUAGCGGAAAGUUUGGAAUUGGUUCUGCCUGCAUUGGUGGAGGUCAAGGAAUAGCAAUAAUGGUGGAAGCCCUUUAAUGUAUGCGAUUGUAAAAUCAUGAUGCAAGAUAUGAAUUCUACAUACAUAUCCUCAAAGUCAAUGGAUGUCGAGAGAUAUAUGAAUUACGAAAUGUGAUCACUUUUAUAUUUUUUAUAUAUUGCAUACAAUGUGAAGAGAACAAUAUAAAAAAGUUAUAUAUCUAUAUUUGUACGUUAAUAUAGACUUUUAUUAUGCUGCAUACAAUAUUUUUAUAUUAUCAAGAAUAUAAUACCUUUAUUGAAAUUUA
This is a messenger RNA of Osmia bicornis bicornis, 1547 nucleotides long. RefSeq names its product 3-ketoacyl-CoA thiolase, mitochondrial (gene yip2). Gene Ontology annotation, biological process: fatty acid beta-oxidation. Gene Ontology annotation, molecular function: acetyl-CoA C-acetyltransferase activity. The transcript is spliced from 8 exons. The record is from RefSeq and is a predicted model, not a curated record. Bases 100 to 1299 code for a protein of 399 amino acids. Lineage: Eukaryota; Metazoa; Arthropoda; Insecta; Hymenoptera; Megachilidae.